AUGGCGGAGUUCUUUCGACCUACUGAACAAGACCUGCAGCGUGGUAGCUCCAUGAACAGUCUUUCUAGUGUCAGCCUGCCUUUAGCUAAGAUAAUUCCCAUAAUAAAUGGACAGAUCCAUUCAGUUUGCAGUGAAAUGCCUAGUCAUUUUGUUCAGGAUCUGUUAAUGAUGGAGCAAGUGAAAGACUUUGCUGCUAAUGUGUACGAGGCUUUUAGUACUCCUCAACAACUGGAGAAAUGA
Rangifer tarandus platyrhynchus (Svalbard reindeer) is the source of this 240-nucleotide messenger RNA. The record is from the annotation of a GenBank genome assembly. Lineage: Eukaryota; Metazoa; Chordata; Mammalia; Artiodactyla; Cervidae.